AGGCCCUUGCCGACGGGUUGUCUGCCAUUAGGCGUGCCUGUUGCGCGCCCGUUCCCGUCUUUUCCGUUCCUUGCGGGUUGCGGGCAUCGCACCCUACUUGGGCGGGUCGGCGCAGCCUUUGAGUGGUCUGGCUGAGAGCGGGCAGCGUGCGCUUGGAGGGCGCUGUGGAACGGAGAGAGGCACACAGCAUGGCAGAAAACCGAGAACACCGAGGAGCCGUCGAGGCGGAGCUGGACCCAGUGGAGUACACCCUUCGGAAGCGGCUUCCUCACCGCCUGCCUCGGAGGCCCAAUGACAUCUACGUCAACAUGAAGACUGAUUUCAAGGCUCAGCUGGCCCGCUGCCAGAAGCUGCUGGACGGAGGGGCACGGGGUCAGAACGCUUGCACUGAGCUCUACAUUCACGGUUUAGGCCUAGCCAUCAACCGCGCGAUAAACAUUGCACUGCAGCUGCAGGCAGGCAGCUUCGGGUCCUUGCAAGUGGCUGCCAAUACCUCCACUGUGGAGCUUGUGGAUGAGCUGGAACCAGAGACUGAUGCACGCGAGCCACUAAUCCGCACUCGAAACAACUCAGCCAUCCAUAUCCGAGUCUUCAGGGUCACACCCAAGUAACAGAAAUGAAGGUGGACCUCCUUAUCCACUCACCAGCUCUACAGUUAGGGUCAAAUGUGGCUUGCCUUGUACUAAGUACUGUCAUGGACCUUCAGAAAAGGCCUGGUCCCUCACAGCCCAAAGAAUUCUGAAUCGAGAGGGAGGGUGUGGUCUCUUGGGUUCAAGCCGGGGGUAUCUUGAGUCUGUGUGGUCUGUAACCAUUGUCUGACAAAAUAAAAAGUACCAAGUUGUGUUAAUGUCCUGCCACCCCACUGCCACUGCUCUCUCUCCUUUGAGUACCUGGAAGGGGAGAGUAGGAAGCUUCACAAGGGUUUAGCCACAGGAGGGGAACCCAAAUGGUCCCUGCCUUCACAGAGAGCAUAAAUUGUAGUAGGAAUAGUGUUUAUGUAACAGACUAGUAUGAGAUGCAAAAGCCUGACAAUCCCAAUGUUUGCUUUAAAAUUUUUCAUCCUCCCAGGAAGGCCAGGAGAAAGUGGACCCUCACCCACUAAAAUGCUGCUGGGAUAGUUAUAUGCUUGGGAGGCACCUGGUCGCUCCCUACCGGUGAUGUGAUGCUUCCCAAGCACAGAAAAGGUGAGGGUUUAAUGAUGAAGGAAGCAAAACUAAGACUGUUGGGGCUUUCUUUGUGCCAGGCUCCGGUAGGGAUGGACUAACUGCUUCAUUUGGUUCCUGGAACUGCAGGGCCCGUAUUCUGAGCAGCUGUGGUCUAGAGCCCAGUAGGCCCUUCUUAGCUGGGCUACUGUAGGAGAAAAGGAACCUCCCCCCCACCCCGAAUAAUGACUGGGCACACAGGUAGUACAUACUUUUUGUUUGGCUAUUUGUGGGGUCAUCUGAUUUUUCACAUUUAUCAAACGAGUCAAUCUAAAGCAACGUAUCACACUGAGUGGUGACCCAUUUGUGGGUCUUGAAAUCAAUUUAUUGGAGCACAGCCUGUUUAAAGAAAUGAAAAGCUCACCUGG
Trichechus manatus latirostris (Florida manatee) is the source of this 1570-nucleotide messenger RNA. RefSeq names its product POP7 homolog, ribonuclease P/MRP subunit (gene POP7). The transcript has 2 exons. Gene Ontology annotation, cellular component: nucleolar ribonuclease P complex; nucleus; ribonuclease MRP complex. Gene Ontology annotation, molecular function: nucleic acid binding. The coding region runs from base 189 to 611 and encodes 140 amino acids. NCBI's taxonomy places the organism in Eukaryota, Metazoa, Chordata, Mammalia, Sirenia, Trichechidae. Gene Ontology annotation, biological process: tRNA 5'-leader removal. The record is from RefSeq and is a predicted model, not a curated record.